AGCGGUGCCCAGUCAUGCAGAAGGAAGUCUAAAGCCCUGGGUGCUACAAGCUGUAUAUGUCUACUCCUGAGUUCCCCACAUAGACCUUUAGACAAAAACAUGUGGUCACGAAAUCUUUUAAUUGCUUCUGUAGUUGUCUUUUUGGCAACAACAAUUUCAACUGCUCCUGUGGAAGAGAAAGAGCCGGAGGAGAUAGAGGUAGAGGACGGUGAAGAGGAACUCUCAGAAGAGGAGGAGGAUGAUGAUGACUCCAAGAGUCAGGAAAAGAAUAUGGGAAUUGGAGCACAGCAAGCUACCACAGUAUCUAAAGGCCUGGGUUUAAGCGCUCAGCCUGGCACCUCGUUCCAGGGCGAAGCUGCGAAUGGACAUAAACUCAAUGGGGAUAGUGCCAUGCAAGCUGGGCCUGACCGUAAUGGUGGUGGUGGAGGAGGAGGGGGAGGGGGUGGUGGAGGAGGAGGUGGUGGAGAAGAUUCACAUACUUCACCCUCUGACCCCAGCUCCCAUGAUGCUUCUUUGCCAGGACAUGCAGGUUCCUCUUUAGAUACCAGUAUUGCAGGUCCCAGUUUGGAUCCGAGUCAAACAGGUGCAGGGGGUCAUGGCAGUUCAGUGUCACACGUGCAAGCCCCAGGAAAAGUGGUUGUCCACCCAGGAACAGUGGUUGUCCACCCAGGAACAGGGGUUGUCCACCCAGGAACAGAGGUUGUCCACCCAGGAACAGGGGUUGUCCACCCAGGAACAGGGGUUGUCCACCCAGGAACAGGGGUUGUCCACCCAGGAACAGGGGUUGUCCACUCAGGAACAGGGGUUGUCCACCCAGGAACAGGGGUUGUCCACCCAGGAACAGGGGUUGUCCACCCAGGAACAGGGGUUGUCCACCCAGGAACAGGGGUUGUCCACUCAGAUACAAUCUCUCACGGCUCAAUGGGACAAGCAGGAGGGAGUUCCACUCUCAUCAUUAUCCAUGAGGCUCAUCCACAGCCUGCAGGUGGCAGCAUUCAUACAUUUGAUGCUGCUGGCUAUCAGACUGAGGCUCCAACAAGUGAGACUGAAAUAGAGUCGCCUGAGUAUGACACACCUGAGUCACCUGAGUUUAAUGGUAAUGGUCACAAGCUGCUGAUUGGAGGAGCAGUAGAAAAUGGACAUGCAGCUACACCUGUAGUCACUGACCUCUUCAUCGAGGACACAACUCACAUGGAUCCCACAGGUGCUAUGGAUCCACUUGGUGCAAGUUCUCACCUGGACAAUACAGGUGAGUGUCCAGGUAUUAUCGACCAAUCCAGCCAUGACUUCCUCAUUGGUUUAAUGGGUGGUGUGGGGGAUCCGUAUGCUUCUGACAUCCAUAUCGACAUCUCAGAUCACACUGGAAUGACUUCUCAAUUAGACUUAAUAGCUGUGGGUUCAGGUCCAGGACCGGCAUUGUCGUCCAGUAGCAGCCCGGGUCCAGACGUUCCACCAGGUACCUACUGGCACGCCUUCCACCCUCUGCCAGGUCUUGGAGAUCACAUAGGUCUAAUAAGUGAUUUUACAGGACUUACUGACUCCUCAGGGCCUGACCAUCCAUAUCUGAGCUCAGGUUUCGAUGGAUCUCACCACUCAGCAGGUGAUCAUACUGGUCUAUCCGAUACUACAGACCACCCAGUAGCAGUGAUGUCACAUACUGAUUAUUCAUCAUCGCACAUUGACCACCCAGGGAAUGGUCGUCAAAGCCAGGUUACAGACACACAUGGAGGUGAUCAUGCAGUCAAUGAUGUGCAUCAUGAUGUAACAGAUCCAUCUGGGCAGCAUAUUGUGUCUACAGAUGUAGGCCUACUAGAUGCUGGUGAGCACGGCGUCGUCUCUCACCACGACGACAUGGGAGCUGUUACAGACGGGGUCGCUGUUCAGCAUCAUGAUGACGUUCACACCGUCAGCCCUCAAACAGAUACCACAGGUGCGGCAGAAGAACAUGUAACCAGCUCACAUACACAGAUAGAUAUCACUGCCCUUGGGGUGAACGUGUACAGCGCCAGUGCACCAGGGACGACCGAUUCUGUGCUUGGAUUUGGACAUGACACUACAGUUGUUGCAGAAGCACACAGUGUCUUCAUUCAGACCGAUUCCCCAGUCACAGCUGAUGCACAAGGAUCCACUCUACAGGCUUCCAGUCAUCCUGGUGUAACAGAACAGACACAGCCUGCUGUUUCCGCAGCUGAACAGUACAACCCAUCUGGUCAGGGUCCUGAAGGUGCAGAAAAUGUGGAACUGGAGGAUACCUGCUGACUUUCAUAUGAAGCCUCGUGUCAAGUUUCUACGCUACAGAUUUCAGUGUACGGACCAGUCUGCAUGGCAGAGAAAGAGUGAUCCAGCCCACUAGCAAAUCUAGUUGUUUGUGUCUAUGUUUGUUUGUUUGAACUUUGUCUAUUUAAACUUAAAGAUGACACUGUAAGUAAACUUUUUGCGCACUUGUUAAUAGACGUUUUGUUUCAUUCGUUGCAAAUAUGACAAAAAGACAAGAGGGUACUAAGGAAAAUCCUCUGACUCAGAUGACUAUGGCUCAUACAAAACCGUCAUCCCUAUGAAUAUUGUUGUACAAAAGCUCAAACAAUAUACUGAAUCUUUAUGAAGCUUUGUUAUUUUGUCAUUUCCGCAAGUACUGUAUUUCCCAGUUUAGAAAAUGUGAGAAAUAUUCAUUUUGUGUCAGAAAUUGUACAUUGCGAAAUGUAUAUCAAAGUAAUCUCUACAUUAAAAGGAACAUCUAUUUUGAACAUCAAA
Molecule: messenger RNA, 2751 nt
Organism: Salvelinus fontinalis (brook trout)
Lineage: Eukaryota; Metazoa; Chordata; Actinopteri; Salmoniformes; Salmonidae
Exons: 37
Coding region: 100-2259 (719 amino acids)
Source: RefSeq, a predicted model, not a curated record